Molecule: messenger RNA, 1796 nt
Organism: Trichomycterus rosablanca
Lineage: Eukaryota; Metazoa; Chordata; Actinopteri; Siluriformes; Trichomycteridae
Product: E3 ubiquitin-protein ligase TRIM39-like
Exons: 6
Coding region: 47-1627 (526 amino acids)
Molecular function (GO): protein binding
Source: RefSeq, a predicted model, not a curated record
AAUAAGCAUUUUUAAAAUAUCAUUCUUUCUUGGUAUUUUUCCAGUCAUGGCUUCCUCCAGCAGUUUCCUCUGUGAAGAUCAGCUCCAGUGCUCCAUCUGUUUGGAUGUGUUCACUGAUCCAGUCUCUACUCCAUGUGGACACAACUUCUGCAUGAUCUGUAUCAAAAAAUACUGGGACACUAGUUCAACAUGCCAGUGUCCAGUUUGUAAGGAGAGCUUCUUUAAAAGGCCUGAUCUUCGUGUAAAUACUUUCAUCUCUGGACUGGCUCUUGAGUUUAAGAAAUCAGUUCAGGUGAAAUCCAGCAGCGCUGCAGAACAACUUCCGUCCAAACCGAAAAAUGUCAAUUGUGCUUUCUGCACUAGAGAAAAGUCUCUGAGGUCCUGUCUGGAUUGUGGAGUUUCUUACUGUAACACUCAUCCGAUGCCUCAUAGAACUGUAGCUAAACUCAAGAGGCACAAACUGAUCGAUCAUGUGGAGAACCUGGAGGAUUACAUCUGCCAGAAACAAGAAAAACAUCUGAAGAUGUUCUGUAGACAUGACCAGAUGUGUGUAUGCCAGAAAAACCUGAGGAAGACACAGGCAGAAGUUCAGCAAAUGAUAGUGGAGCAUCUAAAUAAAAUAAAGAAAAUUAAACUCUCUGUAGAACUUAAUCAGAAAAACACAGAGAAGGAGAAAGCCGACAGUAUGAAGGUGUUCAGAUCUCUGAUGAGCUGCAUUGAGAGAAACCAGGCUGAGCUGUUUAAAGUGAUUGAAGAGAAGCAGAGAGCAGCAGAGCAUCAGGCUGAAGAGUUCAUUAAAGAUUUAAAACAGGAAAUUGUUGAACUAAAGAGGAAAAAUGCAGAGCUGGAGCAGAUCUCCAAAACUGAGGAUCAUCUCCACCGUCUACAGAUUCACCCAUCCCUGUGCAGUCCUCCACCCACCAAGAACUGGACUGAUACCAAGAUUAAUCCUCAUCUGAAUGUGGAGACUCUGAGGAGAGCUCUGUCUCAGCUUCAGGAAACUCUCAACAUGGAAAUGGAGAAGAUUGUUGAGAUUGAACUGAAGAAAAUUCAGAAACAUGCAGUGAACGUGACUCUGGAUCCUGAUACAGCUCAUCCUAAACUCAUCCUGUCUGAAGAUGGAACACAAGUACAGCAUGGAGACAACAGACAGAAUCUCCCUGAUAAUCCAAAGAGGUUUAAUCAUUGUGUUAAUGUGCUGGGAAAGCAGCGAUUCUCUUCAGGACGAUUUUACUAUGAGGUGCAGGUCAGCCAGAAAACUGACUGGACUUUAGGAGUGGCCAAAGAGUCCAUUAACAGGAGAGGGAUGAUUACACUCACACCUGAGACUGGAUACUGGUGUAUGUGGUUAAGGAAUAAGACUGAAUAUAUGGCUUGUGAUUAUCCCCGGGUUCUCCUCACACUGAAACAGGCUCCUCAGAAGGUGGGGGUGUUUGUGGAUUACGAGGAGGGUUUGGUCUCUUUCUAUGACGUAGAUGCCAGGUCUCAUAUCUACAGUUUUACUGAUCAGUCUUUUACUGAGAAACUCUAUCCGUACUUUAGUCCCUGUAAUCAUAAGGAAGGUAAAAAUUCAGCACCACUGGUCAUCAAACCUACUCUUCACAGAAUCCAAAAUUACUGUUUAUAAAUAAAUAGACAUAUUACAGAAUUUAAAUUAAGAUUAGAGAGAUUACAUUGAUAUAGUUUUAGUUUAUUUUGUUUUUACUGUGGCCUUUAUAUUGUAACAAUAACAUUUUAUAUUGUUUUAUUUUUAAAUGAUGAAAUCUAUAAAACAUUAAUAAAAAGGUUUUUAAGAA